This is a messenger RNA of Rotaria sordida, 297 nucleotides long. The record is from the annotation of a GenBank genome assembly. Lineage: Eukaryota; Metazoa; Rotifera; Eurotatoria; Philodinida; Philodinidae.
AUGGUAGUGAUUACUCGUGCUGCGGCUGCAUAUCAACAGCAACCAUUUAAUACAGAUACUACAAUUGUACCUGAUGCUACAAGCAAAAAGGGCAGUAAAAAGAAGAAAGAAAUAAUUGGUCAAUCUACAUCAUUAUCUAUUACUUUGUCGUCAUCGGAAUCACAUACAAUAACAUCAACAACAGCACCAAUGUCCUUAUUAACAGUUGAAUCAUCUCAUCAUCAAAAUAAUAAUGAUGUUAUUGGUACUAAUGAUUCUGAUCAAUGUAUUGAUUUACCAUCAAUUAAAUAUAAUUAA